AUGGCAAAUAAAAGGAGGCUAACCGAGUUCGAGACUGUGGCACUCACUGAGGAGUGCAGUUCAAGAAUUCAGGGCAUGUUACCGCAGAAAUUGAAGGAUCCAGGUAGUUUCACUAUCCAAAUCUCGAUUGGUAAAACUGUUAUUGGGCGAGCUUUAUGUGAUCUUGGAGCAAGCAUCAAUUUGAUGCCGCUAUCGGUGUUCAGACAGUUGGGUUUGGGUGAGCCACGCCCAACAACAGUUAUCUUACAGUUAGCUGAUCGCUCCCUUGCUCAUCCUGAGGGAGUGAUUGAAGAUGUGCUAGUUCAAGUGGGUUCCUUCAUAUUCCCUGCUGAUUUCAUUAUCUUGGAUUACGAGCCUGAUCAGGAAGUCCCAUUUAUUUUGGGGCGUCCAUUCUUAGCCACGGGCCGAGCUAUUAUCGAUGUUUGCGAAGGAAGAAUGACAAUGAGAGUGGGUGAUCGAGUGGAGGUCUUGAAUGUUUAUAGAGCACUCAAGUUACCAGCCCACUAUGAAGAGUUAUCCAUGAUCUCUGUGGUGGAGAGUGAUGCUACAUCGUUAGUGCCCUAUAUGAGCCCUGUAGAUCCUGUUGAACGAGUAUUGAUUGGGGAUGUAGAAAAUAGUGAAGAUGAAAUGAUGGGAGAAAUUGAGCAA
Molecule: messenger RNA, 648 nt
Organism: Nicotiana attenuata
Lineage: Eukaryota; Viridiplantae; Streptophyta; Magnoliopsida; Solanales; Solanaceae
Exons: 1
Source: RefSeq, a predicted model, not a curated record